This is a messenger RNA of Hordeum vulgare subsp. vulgare (domesticated barley), 561 nucleotides long. Its product is annotated as putative coatomer subunit beta'-3. Gene Ontology annotation, biological process: intra-Golgi vesicle-mediated transport; intracellular protein transport; retrograde vesicle-mediated transport, Golgi to endoplasmic reticulum. Gene Ontology annotation, cellular component: COPI vesicle coat. Bases 1 to 561 code for a protein of 186 amino acids. Lineage: Eukaryota; Viridiplantae; Streptophyta; Magnoliopsida; Poales; Poaceae. The transcript has 3 exons. The record is from RefSeq and is a predicted model, not a curated record. Gene Ontology annotation, molecular function: protein binding.
AUGGAUUUGUAUAAUUGUGAUUCACAAAGUAGAAUCCACGUUCUACAUGAACACUCAACAUCUAUCAAGUCUUUGGCUAUCCAUGGAACUAAGCCCUAUGUGCUAUCAGCAUCCUGUGAUGGUAAAAUUUUGCUAUGGGACUAUGGAAAAGACUGGCAAUUGAUAAAAACAUUUGAUGCCAAUAGUUGUCUUGAUAAAUGCGAUACUGUGCAGCAAGUUGCGUUUAACCCGAAGGACACUGAUAUGUUUGCCAGUGCCCAGGGCAAUACAGUAAAGUUUUGGAAUCUGCAUUCGGGUGAAUGUAAGCACAUAUUGUCUGGCCAUUCAGAUUCAGUGAUGUGUUUGGAUUACUUCAGUCUGGGUCAGAAGCUAUACUUGAUCACCGGUUCACAAGACAAAACUGCUAAGAUCUGGGACUGUGAGACACAGAGGUGUGUUCAUUCACUGAAAGGGCACAUGGAUGUUGUUAACAUUGCGUUUUGCCAUCGGGAUCUUCCAAUACUCAUUACAGGUUCAUGGGACGGGUCAGUUCGUUUAUGGGACUCCACCACCUUCCGGUAA